This is a messenger RNA of Lethenteron reissneri (Far Eastern brook lamprey), 3722 nucleotides long. Its product is annotated as toll-like receptor 13. Gene Ontology annotation, cellular component: plasma membrane. NCBI's taxonomy places the organism in Eukaryota, Metazoa, Chordata, Hyperoartia, Petromyzontiformes, Petromyzontidae. The record is from RefSeq and is a predicted model, not a curated record. Gene Ontology annotation, molecular function: protein binding; signaling receptor activity. Gene Ontology annotation, biological process: inflammatory response; toll-like receptor signaling pathway.
CAUCAGCAGCAGCAGCAUCAGCAGCAGCAGCAUCAGCAGCAGCAGCAUCAGCAGCAGCAGCAUCAGCAGCAGCAGCAUCAGCAGCAGCAGCAUCAGCAGCAGCAGCAUCAGCAGCAGCCUAACCAUAAACCCUCGUUGUAAACCCGAACCCAAACCCUAAAUCCUAACCCCAUACCCUAAACCCAACCCCUAACCCCAACCUCUAACCCAAAUCCCAAUCCUAAUCUCUAACCCUGACCCCGAACCCUACCCCUAAACUCGACCUUCUCACCCUAAAACUCAACCCCCACCCCACUCCCCUAUAACCACAAUGGGGUCUCAUGCGCUUUCCCCGCAUCUGCUGCCCUGCUUACUGCUGCAGCUGCUGCUGCUGCCGUGCCCCGCAUCGCCCUACAGCUACCGCGACUGCGACAUCCACAACAGCAGCGGCGUCUUGAAGGUGUUCUGCUACAACCACAACCUCAGCUCCAUCCCCGCAGGCCUGCCCAGGGACGCCAGCGAGCUCGACGUUUCGGGCAACCGCCUGUGGCAGGUGACGCGCGCCGACCUGGCGCAGCUGCCGAGCCUCCGCGUGCUCAACGCCACCCGCAACGAGGUCCGACGCGUCGAGCGCGACGCCUUCGCCGGCCUCGGCCUCCUGCGCGACCUCAACUUGGCGCACAACCGACUGGGGGGGGCCCUGACAGACGGAAUGCUGGGACAGGGACUCGUGGCGCUGCAGUACCUGCGCCUGGACUACAACCGCAUCACUUCCAUAUCGGCGACCGCCUUCUCCGACCUCCCCUCGCUCGUGUCGGUCAACCUCAGCGGCAACUCGCUGACCUCCCUCGACGCGGCCACGCUGCCCUUCGCCUCCUGCUGCCCGAUCCUGCGCGACCUCCUCCUCGCCGACAACCUUCUGCCCUCGCUGAUCGUCGGCGGCGGUGGCGGCGGCGCGCGGCCGCCGCCGCUGCCCCCGUCGCUGAGACUCCUGGACGUGUCGGGCAACCCGCUGGCGCUCGUGAACUUCACGGACGCGUCGGCGCGCAACCUCAGCGCGCUGCUGCUCCACCGCUGCCUGGCGCGGCCCCGCGUCGUCCUCGUGCCGCUGACUGACCCGCAGCGCCUCGGCGGCCUCCGCUUGCUGGGCCUCGGCCAUGGAACGGCGGCGGCCAUCGAGGGCAUGGCCGUGGGCUUCAUGCAGAGCCUUAGCGGCGUCGACCUGCACGCCGUGGAGUUGGACGGCAACGCGAUGGGCGCGUGGCUGACGGCGGCGGUGGUGUCGAAGCUGUGCGCCGCGUUCCCGGGCCUGCGCUCGCUCUCGCUCAGAGGCAACGGGCUCACGAGGCUGGGCAACGGCACCUUCAGGGGCUGCUCAAGGUUGUGCAUGGUGUACCUCCAGAGCAAUGGCAUGGAGGAGGUCGAGCACGGGGCGCUGGGUGGGCUACCGGCGCUGCGCGAGGUCUACCUGGGCGCCAACAGCCUCUCCACGUUCCCUGCCUCCGCGUUUGCCCCCCCGCUGCCCGCCCCCGGACUCACCGCUGCCAACGUCCUCAUCGGCGGCGACAGUGACAACGCCGUUGGCGACGUCGGCGGCGCUGGUAGCUGCGACGCCGCGAAUGCUAACGUCAGUGUCAGGAGCGGCGGCAGCGGUGUUGUCACCUUGGACCUCGGCUCCAAUUCGAUCUCCUUGCUCCAAGCCGGUGACCUCCGGUGGCUGCUGGAACUGAAUACCCUGAACCUUUCCAAGAACCAAAUCACCGAGGUGUCCUCGGGCUUCCUGCGUGGUCCCCGUCGCCUCCGGCACCUGCUCAUGUCCGCCAAUCGGCUCAUGAGCGUGGCCGGCAUCUUCCCCGAGGACCUGGGCCUCCUGGAGGCCCUCGACCUGCGCAGCAAUUACCUGUCCAAGCUGCCGGCGGGAAACUUCGCCAACCUCACCUCGCUCCUGUUGCUCAACGUCGCCGACAACCAGAUCGCGGAGGCGGAGGACGGCGCGUUCGACGGCCUCGCCGCCCUGGGCCGCCUCGACCUGGGCGGCAACAAGCUGGGCCUGCGGCCCCUGCGGCCGCGGGCGUUCGAGGGCCUCGUCAACCUCACGAACCUGGAGUUCAACAACAACUACCUGCACUACGCGUCCGCGGGCGCUGUCCGCAGCCCGCCGUUCGCGCCCCUCCGCAGCCUCACCCACCUCUUCCUCAACAGCCAGCGCAAAGACGGCAUGGUCAACUUCCCAUCCAACUUCCUGGAGGGCCUGGCCACCCUGCAAGAGCUCCACGCCGGGCAGCUCUACCUGUCGGCGCUGGACGCCGGCACGUUCCUGCCGACGCCCAACCUGCGCUACCUGGACUUGGGCUCCAACCCGCUGUGCGGCGUGGAGCCGGCGCUGCUGCGGCCAGUGCCGCUCCUCGACGAGCUGCACCUGCGCAGCGUCCGCCUGGACGACGUCACCUUCCUGUCCCGGCUCAACCUGAGCCUCCUGCGGGUGCUGCGCGUGAGCAACAACCGCAUCGGCGAGGCGUCCGCCGCCGACCUCGGGGCGCUGCCGCGCCUGCAGCUGCUCGAUGUCGUGGGCAAUCCCCUCUCCUGCGGCUGUGACAACGAGUGGCUGCGCGACUUCCUGCUCAACUCGAGCCACGUGCAAGCGCCGGGGCUGUGGCGCGUCCAUUGCGGGUUCCCGCUGUCCAGGCGCGGCGAGCUCUUCGUGCGUUUUGACGCGAGCCAGUGCCGCAACCGCUCCGGGCCGCUGCUCUUCGCCUGCUGCUCGUGCGCCGUCGCACUCGUCAUGCUCGCUGCCACCGUCUUCAGGUUCUGGCGCUGGCACCUGCUCUACGGGUACCACCUGCUCGCCGCGUGGUUUGGGGAGCACAAGAGGCGCACGCGGCCGCCCGGCGGCCCGAUACGCUACGACGCGUUCGUGUCCUACAACAGCGACGACGAGGAGUGGGUCAUGCGCCAGCUGCUACCGCAGCUCGAGGGCGCCGGCAUGCGCCUCUGUCUGCACCACCGCGACUUCGUGCCGGGCAAGGACAUCGUGGAGAACAUCAUGGAUGGCAUCUACGCGAGCCGGCGCAUGCUGUGCAUCGUGACGCGGAGCUACCUGCGCAGCGAGUGGUGCUCCAAGGAGCUGCAGGUGGCGGCGUUCCGUCUCUUCGAGGAGAACCAGGACGUCCUUGUGCUCCUCUUCCUCGAGCGCAUCCCUCACAACGAGCUGUCCGCCUACCUCCGCAUGCGCCGCACCAUCCGCUCGCGAACCUACAUCACCUGGCCCGGCGCCCGGGGAGACUCGUUCGCCCGGCGGGGCUGGCGGGGCCGCUCGGUGGCCCCCGCGGGGUCGGAGGGUGCCUGCAAGCUCUUCUGGCACCGCGUGGUCAGCGCGCUCGGGCCCGAGGACGAGGGGCACGGGGUCGCAGAGGAAGAGGGCCCGCUGGGGGCCCCACUGGUGCAUGCCUGCUGACCCGCUCACCGUGGCGAUGGUGACAAUGGUUGAGGGUGGUGUUGGUCACAAUGAUGGUGAUGCCUGCUCAAGGGUUCAUAAUGACAGUGUCCCAUAUCCACCCGCAUGCCCUCUCCCCACCGCCUGUUGCUUUUGUGAGAAUGUGGAGUUUAGCGCUGGGUGUAACAUCUUGUGGGUUCGUCCUCAACUCUUUACAUGGGCAGUGAUGUAGGUUCGCUACCGGAGCAGAGGGCGGGGCUGAUGUUAAGACAUGGCAAAUGGAGUGCUAGCUGCACGGGGCUAGUGGCUG